AUGGAACAUUAUUCGGAUCAACAGAAAAAAAAUUCUCAGCGUUUUUCACAUUCUCCUUUAAAUACUUCUGCACCAACAUCACAUACCACUUCCCCAAUCUCUGACUACGAAAGACGUGUAAUAAAAGAUCAUAUAAGGCCCGAUGUCUCUGAUUCAAAUGCACUCCCUCCAAUAGUUAAUUAUUCCAAUAAUGAUGAUGACGAUGAUAACAAUGGUCCAUAUUUUAACAAUGUUAAUUAUAAUAACGAUCCAUCUGCUACAUUCAAUUAUGAUAGCCCAUCACAAAAUUUAGGAAAAUAUGGUUCCAAGUAUUUUAACAAUAACGAAGAUAAUAUGAAUUAUGAGAAUUCUCAACCUGCUGUUACUACUGCUACUUAUUCUCACGUUCCUAAUCAUAAAGUUAGACACUCUCAUAGUUCAGAUAUUACUUUUGACAAAUUAUAUGUUAAUAAUGUAGUCGCAGAAACAUCACCUAAAGUUCCUUCAAGGCCAAUUACUAAAUCCGACAGUCCUCUACCACCUAUACCAUCACCAUCCAUUAAAAAACAAAAUGAAGAUUUUUCAAAUCAUUCAAGUUCUUCUUCUUCUUCAAUAAAUGUAUCAGGUAAAGAUACUAAAACAUCAUCACCAACUACCAAGCAUUAUCAACUAAAGAAAUCAAGUCAAGUUUUUAACAUUAAAACAAGUGCUUCUCCUGAUGUCACCCCUCCUCAACCAAAUAACCAACAACAAAUUCCACAACCACUUAAUUAUCAACAACAACGACCAUUACACUUCUCACCACCACAACAAUCACAACAAUCACAACAACCAGCAUAUACACAAACCCAACAUUUGCCACCACAACUUCCACCACCACAACAACCUCUUCCUCCACUACCGCCGCCAAAGAAUCAAGAUAAAGAGCCCCAAGCUAGACUACAAAAAUAUUCUGAAAACAUUUUUACUUAUACUGAUAAACAAUCACAACAAAUGCCACAAUCAAUAUCACCGCCACAACCACAACAAUCAUCACAAAAUACAAACAAUGCUUUGUUAAAUAACAAUAAAUCUGCCUACACAGAGGAUCUACAAGAUCAUUCUACAAAUUUAGAUACUUUCUCAAAUUCUAAUACAGUUGCAUUAGAAAAAAUUGAUGAACACUCUGACGAUAUACCACUUGAGAUCGAGAAAAAAAAUAAUGAUGGUGAUGGUGAUAUUUUACAAAUUAAUGAGUUACCUAUUACGUUGGGAAAAACUUUUACUCCUCAUAUAAUAUUUAGAGACGAUGAUGUUCCUGGUCCAAAGGUUCAUACACCACCUUCUAAUAGUACAUCUAAUUUUAACUAUAAUUAUAAUAUACGACAGAGUAACGAUAAUAGUACAGCAGCUUAUCAAGGUUUUUCAAAUGACAAUUACAUUCAACAAAAUAAUGGUAUAGGUGCGAAUUACAUCAAUAACUCUAAUUAUCAAUAUCAUCCUCAAAAAAUAUCAUCAUCGUCACCGUCUGUAUCGAUUAAUAAUCAAAAUCAACAAUAUCAUUAUCAACAGCAACAAAAUGGAGUUUCAAGUUCGCCCGACAAUCGAAAAAUUCAGGAUGAACCAAAUAAUGAAUCAGAAUCAAUAACAAUAACAACAAUAAUAUUUACAAUCCAACGAGGAUAUAAUGGUGAAACUUAUUUCGAUACAAAUAAUCGAAUGAGUUCAAAUAAAAAUAAUUAUUAUGAUGCUAACAACAACAAAAACAAUGCACAUAUGAAUUAUACAAAUAAUCCAAAUAUUGCAGCUGAUGCAAAACAUGUUAGCUCCGGUAUGAAACCUGUAAGCCUUGAUAGUAGCAGUAGUAAUAAUAAUAAUAACAGAAUAGGAAAAGACAGAAGACAAUCCGUUCCACCAACAACAACAAGCAAAAGAUUUUCAAGUAUAUUCAAAAAAUCUAAAGAACAACAUCCAAAGUAUAAGGAGGCAACUUUAAGUUUACAAAAUAGUCAAUACCAGUAUGCCAUUAGAUUAUACUCGGAAAUAUUGACCCAAAUUCCUAAUAGUUAUUCAUUGAAAUGCGAUAGAGCAUUUGCUUACCUAAGUGCUGAUGAAUUGGCGCUUGCACUUCGUGAUUUGAACGAUGCAAUAACAAAAAAACCAAAGAAACCUCGUGCUUGGGAAAUUCGUGGUGAAGUUUUUCGUCGACAAAUCAAAUAUGAAGACGCUUUAGCUGAUUUGAAUAGAUGCCUUAGAAUCCAACCCAACAACACUCGUGCAUUAAUUUCUCGCUCGCAAGUCUAUAGUACUAUGCAACGUUUUAAAGAUGCGUUAGAUGAUUUGAAUACUGCGUUACUAUUAGAAUCAACUAAUAUUUACACGUUGACUCGUAGAGCAAAAAUUUAUGCACAAAUGCAUGAAUAUGAAGUGGCAUUACAAGAUUUGAACAAAGCAUUAGAAAUGGAUCCUAAACAAGCCUCAACCACCAGAGCCAUUAGAAGUGAUAUUUAUAAAAGCCUUGGACAUUAUGAACUUGCAUUUGCAGAUUUGGAUGCUGCAUUAAGUAACGAGGAUAAUUUAUUAGCGCUUGAGAAAAGAGGUGUCUUGUAUAGAGAGGUUGGUAAAGAAAAUGAGGCGUUGAAAGAUUUUAAUAGAAUUUUACAAAUUUUCCCAAGGAAUUUUCUUGCGCAUAAAAACAAAGCGGAAAUUUUACAUUUGCUUGGACGUGAACAUGAAGCUUUGGAUCAUUUAUUUAUAGCAUUACAAUUACAGCCUAUGAAUUUAGAAUUGAUUAUUAAACGUAGUGAAAUAAAUGAGAAAUUGGGGCAGUAUGAUAAGAGUUUAGAAGAUUUAAACAACGCAAUAAACAUGUCAAAAAAUGAUAUAAAUUUAUAUAAAAGGCGUGGUGAGAUGUACCGACUUACAAAACAAUUUGAUAAAUCGAUAAUUGAUUUUAAUAAAGUUUUAGAGUUUGAUCCAAACAAUGUAUUUGCAUUAGCAAGAAGAGGUGAAGUCUAUAGAAUGUUAGGACGUGGACCAAAAGCACUAACUGAUUUGGAUUUGGCAUUGUCGAUUGAUCCUAAUAAUGUAAUGGCGAGAGAAAGUCGUGGAGCAGUUAACAGAAAUUUUAGAAGAUACGAAGAGGCGUUGAGAGAUUUGGACGAGGCGAUUAAACUUUAUGGCGAGAAUACUCCUAGUGUAUUUGCACUAACUAAUCGUGGGGCAGUGUAUCAUAUGUUAAAGAGAUAUAACGAGGCAUUGUUUGAUUUGAAUAAAGUGUUGGAGUGUGAUCCUGAAUACGUUUUUGCAUUGGAGACUAGGGGUGCGUUGAAUAUUAUAUUGGAGAAAUAUGAUGAUUCGUUGAAGGAUUUGAAUAAAUGCUUGGUAAUAGAUUCAAGAAAUGUUUGGGCAUUAUCGUAUAGGGCUGAAGCCCUAAUUAAUCUGGGUAGAUAUAAUGAGGCCUUGAAUGAUUUAAAUCCAGUGUUGGAAGAAUCUCCAGAUUGGGGAUAUCCAUUGGCACUUAGAGGAAUGGUACAUAGGCUAUUAAAAUCACAUACAAAAUCAUUACAUGAUUUAGAUAGAGCAUUGAAAAACAUUCACGACAGAGCAUUUAAUAUUGAUUAUGAGACAAAAGCAUUAAGUAAUAGAGGGGCGACUUAUUCAGUAUUGGGAAAAUAUGAUGAAGCGCUAAUAGACCUAAAUAAAGUAUUGUUACGUGAGCCACAAAAUAUAUUUGCAUUAACGGAAAGAUCCAAUAUAUAUGUGAUGAAGGGUAAAGUGGAGGAAGCAACUUUGGAUUUACAAAAAAUUUUAAAGGUUGAUAAUAAAAAUGAAUACGCACAAAAGACAUUAAAAAAAAUAGAAACAAAUGACAUUUCUAGUGGCAGUCCUGCUUUUGGAAAUCCUGGCAGUGGUGUUGGAGAUAACACUAAUGUUAAUGUUGGCAGGAAAAAUACUUAUAAUAAAUAUAAUGAUAUUAGAAACAGCAGAAACAGUAUUAAUAAUAUUAGUAAUGGUAGUGCUGGCAGUGAAUACAGUUAUAGAAGCUGA
Molecule: messenger RNA, 4008 nt
Organism: Entrophospora candida
Lineage: Eukaryota; Fungi; Glomeromycota; Glomeromycetes; Entrophosporales; Entrophosporaceae
Source: the annotation of a GenBank genome assembly